Molecule: messenger RNA, 2358 nt
Organism: Fusarium fujikuroi IMI 58289
Lineage: Eukaryota; Fungi; Ascomycota; Sordariomycetes; Hypocreales; Nectriaceae
Exons: 2
Coding region: 1-2358 (785 amino acids)
Molecular function (GO): chitin synthase activity
Source: RefSeq, a predicted model, not a curated record
AUGGAUCCUCUAUCUAUUAUCAGCGGCUGCGCUGGCCUCAUCACAGCUAUCGGCAGCUUGAGCACAUCCAUUAACACUUUUGUGCGCAGCUGUCGAGAGGCCCGCAGCGACCUAGACAGGGUAUCGCGCGAGCUUCAUUCUCUCCAGACAGUCCUUGAACUCAUCGAAGAAGACGCCAAAGAUGACACGAAGCCAUUCCCACUAACAAUCCAACACCAUGUGUCGGGAAUCGUAACAAACUGCGGCUCUGUGGUUCUCGAAGUUGAGACAUGUAUCAAGAAGUAUGGAGAUGGACGCAUCAAGAGCAAAGCCGCUUGGGCUAUCAACGGCCAGGGCGAUAUGGAGAAGCUGAGAUCCAGUUUGGAAGCUCACAAAUCAGCCCUGGAACUGGCUCUCGACAUGAUAUCCUUAUCUUUGACGAAAGAUAUCAAAACCGAUACUACGGAAAUCCGCAACGAUACAGCAGCCAUCAAAGACGACACAGCUUUGAUCCUGCAGGAGAUUGCGCAGCUUCAAGCUCGAUUACCCGAUACCGCUGCUGCUCCAAACGAUUAUAUUCUUCAGAGGUUCCUCGAAGAUAUGGCGACAUAUACUGAGACGGCUCUCGAUGCAGAAGUCGAUCUUUGUGAUCGCACGAGCUGUAGAUCUUUACCGAUACCCGAUGAGCACAGCCAAAACUCACCCGUACAUGUACAAGAUCAUCUACCAAUCGUAGCAGCAGAGGAUCCAGGCACCUACGAAGCUAGCCUGUUAGCCUUCAGAAAGAAGGUACAACACCUUUCCUCUCCAAGACCACACAACUACGGUCGUGUUCAGCCUUCGAGACCAGAUAAAGAUGUCCCUCAGCGCCCAAAAGGACCCGGUCCCGUAUCCUCUUAUUCUGAGGUCUUCUACAAAAAAGAAGUUGCACCAGCUAAUGAUCCUCGAGUAUCUCGUUCGAGCGCCCUAGCAUCGAGUUCUAGAAAUGAAGAAAUGCAACAUCAAAUCACGCCUUCGCCCGUGGGAGUCCACCAAGACGACAGCCACAAACAAUCUUCCCUUUCUGACUUCGCGCUACUGGACGACUUCGAUCCUCUAUGGCGAGAGCGCUAUGGCGAAUAUCUCCACGAUAAAGCGUUCUCAAAUGACGCAGUCAGAGAGAAUCAGGAGUUUGUUAUCAGCCUCUUGAAAGAAGUCAAGGCGGAGAUGCCAUACUAUCCACAACAAAAUUACCCACCGCCGCCCAUUGCCUAUGUCCGGGCGGAGAGUGACCAAGGUCAACCGCUGCCAUCAAUACGUGCUCCCCAGCACACGAAUCCCCUCAACGCGGCUUCUCUUGGAUCGCCUCAACAAUUGAUGCCGUACAUAGUACCGACUGACGGACCGAUUCCGAGAGAAGAAGAUACUGUCACAUCACUACCCAGGGCAAAAUAUUUGUCCCGUCAAGGAGAAUACCAUAUCCAAAGAUUUAGAGGCAAUGUGGUCUUUGACCUUCCAGUACCCGACUGGAUUCUUACCUGCCACUCUACCCCUCCAGAUCGGAACGAAUCUACUCAUAGGAGAAUCAGCUUCAUCACUUGCCCACCAGAAGAGUUUGCAGAUCAGAAUUAUACAUUGAGACCGGAACUCUUUGCUCGGCCGCGGCAAACGCAAUUUAUCCUAGUCAUACAAGUGGACCCUGACGAUACGGACUUCAUAUUGCGCUGGAAUCUGAUUCACGAUUCUAUUGCAUAUGCUCAACAACAAUCACAUGGGUUCUGGAAGCGUGUUAUUGUACAUUUACACUUAGCUUAUGGAACGACAUGGGGAGCCCGUAGCAGUGAUCAUCCAUUAGAUGUGCUGGAGUCUAUUGGAGCAAAACAGAUAAUGAACACCAGAAUCGCAAGAAUAGACUCUCAGCCUUUUGGAGAGCCGAUAGGGGAGGACACAUCUGCGAUCAGCGGGCAUAGGGUUCAUGCCAUCAUGUCAGAGUAUACUGUCCAGCUAUGCCCAGUAGAGGAUCCGCCCAGUACAGUGGCCACCACGGAAGUCCCAAUCCAAGUUGUGAUUACAACAGCUCGUGUUCCAGAAGGCUUAUGCGCUUACUGGCGCGAUAGAUACAUCCCAUGGACAUGCGCCAUAAACAAGGUCCUUAAAGCUGAGCAUGUCAUAGAUAUGAACGUAAUUUCCCACAAUUCUAUGUUGAAAAAUGAUUUCCUGUGGGAAAUAUUGAGAAUGGAUAGGCAUAUCCCUUUUGUCAAGGAUAAACCGUUUCCAGGCACUGAUUUAGAAGUCUUGAGAUUUGACAGCUUGAUUGGUGAAAUGCGAGCAAACGAAAACGGAGGACCCUGGGCAAUCGAAAAGAAGCCAAGAAAACGGUGGGCUAGGUGGUUAAAGUGA